This is a messenger RNA of Sclerotinia sclerotiorum 1980 UF-70, 840 nucleotides long. RefSeq lists its product as hypothetical. NCBI's taxonomy places the organism in Eukaryota, Fungi, Ascomycota, Leotiomycetes, Helotiales, Sclerotiniaceae. The record is from RefSeq and is a predicted model, not a curated record. The transcript has 3 exons. Gene Ontology annotation, molecular function: catalytic activity. The coding region runs from base 1 to 840 and encodes 279 amino acids.
AUGACGAAAGCUACAACUCGCGAUGUUGUUCUAGGGAGAUUGAAGGAUGCGGUUAAGAAUAAGAAGAUUAUUGUUGGAGCUGGAGCAGGAAUUGGUCUUUCAGCCAAAUCGGUAGAAGCAGGUGGUGCGGAUCUCAUCAUUAUAUAUAACUCUGGUCGUUUUCGUAUGGCGGGACGUGGUUCAUUGGCUGGUUUAAUGCCAUAUGGAGAUGCCAAUCAAGUUGUUGUCGAAAUGGCCUCCGAAAUCCUUCCCAUAGUAAAUGACACCGGCGUUCUCGCAGGUGUCUGCGCAACCGAUCCUUUCCGCCACAUCCCAACCUUCCUCACACAACUCAAAAAUCUCGGAUUCUGCGGCGUGCAAAACUUUCCCACUGUAGGACUAAUCGACGGACGAUUCCGGGAAAAUCUAGAAGAGACAGGAAUGGGAUAUGACAAGGAAGUGGAAAUGAUCCGAUUAGCGCAUGAACAAGAUUUACUCACCACGCCCUACGUUUUCAACCCCGAAGAUGCGAUCAAGAUGACCAAAGCGGGCGCAGAUGUAUUGGUAGCGCAUAUGGGAUUAACGACCAGUGGAACGAUUGGUGCGAAGACGGGAAGUACUUUGGAUGAAUGCGUGAAGGCUAUUCAGGAUAUUAGGGAUGCGGCGGUGGGGGUGCGAGAGGAUAUUAUAGUGCUUUGUCAUGGAGGACCAGUAGCGGAGGUAAAGGAUGUGGAAUAUGUAUUGGCGAGGACGAAGGGGAUUCAUGGGUUUUAUGGUGCGAGUAGUAUGGAGAGGUUACCGGUGGAAAUCGCUAUUCGGGAUAAUAUGAAUGGGUUCAAGGAGUUGAAAGUUGGAAAUUAG